Arachis duranensis is the source of this 1749-nucleotide messenger RNA. RefSeq names its product cell division protein FtsZ homolog 1, chloroplastic. Gene Ontology annotation, cellular component: microtubule; cytoplasm; chloroplast. The transcript has 5 exons. Gene Ontology annotation, biological process: microtubule-based process; cell division; chloroplast fission. Gene Ontology annotation, molecular function: GTPase activity; GTP binding. NCBI's taxonomy places the organism in Eukaryota, Viridiplantae, Streptophyta, Magnoliopsida, Fabales, Fabaceae. The record is from RefSeq and is a predicted model, not a curated record. The coding region runs from base 99 to 1070 and encodes 323 amino acids.
AUUUGUUUUCAUUUGACAGAGAAAACCCUAAACAGUAAAAACUGAACUAACCAAAACCUCGUUGGGAUUUGGAAAUUGGGGAAGGAGAAGAAACAACAAUGGCAAUGCUUCGUGUGACAAGCCCUAACGAGCUUCUCUACCGCAAUGCACACUCUUCUUCACCGCGCCUUCCUCCUCAACCUAGAACAACAACCUUACUAACACACCCAAAACGCUUCACUCGUCGUCGUUUCGGGUCAGUGAGGUGCUCGUAUGCUUUUGUGGAUAACGCAAAGAUUAAAGUUGUUGGAAUCGGCGGUGGCGGCAACAAUGCUGUUAAUCGCAUGAUCGGUAGUGGUUUACAUGGUGUGGACUUCUAUGCAAUAAACACUGAUGCUCAAGCGUUGUUACAUUCUUCUGCUGAGAACCCUAUUCAAAUUGGUGAACUUCUGACUCGUGGAUUAGGUACUGGUGGGAAUCCGCUCUUGGGGGAGCAAGCUGCAGAAGAAUCGAAAGAAGCUAUUGCUAAUGCUCUUAAGGGAUCGGAUUUGGUGUUCAUAACGGCCGGGAUGGGUGGGGGCACGGGGUCUGGUGCUGCCCCGGUUGUGGCCCAAAUAUCCAAAGAGGCUGGUUACUUGACUGUAGGUGUCGUUACCUAUCCCUUCAGUUUCGAAGGACGCAAAAGAUCCUUGCAGGCACUUGAAGCCAUUGAAAGGCUGCAAAAAAAUGUUGAUACGCUUAUUGUUAUUCCAAAUGAUCGUUUGCUUGACAUUGCUGAUGAGCAGACAGCUCUUCAGGAUGCUUUCCAUCUUGCUGAUGAUGUUUUACGUCAAGGGGUACAGGGAAUAUCAGACAUCAUUACAAUACCUGGACUUGUGAAUGUGGAUUUUGCUGAUGUGAAGGCAGUAAUGAAGGACUCUGGAACUGCAAUGCUUGGAGUCGGUGUUUCCUCUGGUAAAAACCGAGCAGAAGAAGCAGCACAACAGGCUACUUUGGCUCCUUUAAUCGGUUCAUCUAUUCAGUCAGCUACUGGAGUGGUAUAUAAUAUUACAGGAUGUGAACUAGUUGCAAGCAUAAUCUUCGAAGAGUAAAAUUGAAACAAAUUAAACUUAAGGAGUAAUUUUGAACAAUUUCAAAAGUGUUGGGGACAACAAACAUAUUUCAUCCGAUAAUUUUUUAUCCUGCAAUAUACCCUUGAAUCUUGUGGAUUAGUUGUUUUGCGGUCGUCUUGAGUGCUAAGAUUUUAUUGUCUUGAUACUUCCAUUUCAUUCUUUUGACAGCAUUGAAACAUUAGUUAAUCCUCCCCCUUUUUUAUUUGCUUAUCUACGUUAUCAAAAAACUUCUAAUUUUUAUAGGUGGUGACAAGUUUGGCUGAUCCUUCUGCAAAUAUUAUUUUUGGAGCUGUUGUUGAUGAUCGCUACACCGGGGAGAUUCAUGUGACUAUCAUCGCAACUGGCUUCUCGCAGUCCUUUCAGAAGAAGCUACUGACAGAUCCAAGGGCUGCAAAGCUGCUUGACAAAGUGGUUGAGGGCCAAGAAAGCAAGACAAGAUCUGCUCCCCUCAAGUCUUCAAAUUCACCUUCAACAGUUGAAUCUAGAGCAUCCCCAAGAAAGCUCUUCUUUUAGAUGCUUGAGUUUGUUUUACCUUUUUCAAAUUUUGUAAGUGUUAAAUAUAUUGUAGUAAUUCAUCUGUGUAAUCACUCCGAACCUUGAUUGAUUUAUGUUUUAUAGAGCUAUCACUCUCCUUAAUGGUCACCAGUCUUUACAAGUA